AUGGCAACGUAUGGUGACGAGCCAGUCGACAGCUAUUUCUAUUCAUCUUACAACCCGUACAUGGGAAGAUACCCCCGGAGUAAAGACGCGGGGUGGAAGUAUAAAAGUUACCUGUCUCACUAUGGAGACUCCUCAGAGGCUUUCAACAACCAGCAGCGCGCGCAGCUCAAGUCCAUCUUAUCCCAAAUUAACCCCAAACUCAUCCCCAGACUCCGGAAGGCCAACACCAGGGAUGUGGCGGUGCAGGUGAACCCGAAAAAAGACGCCUCGGUGCAGUGCUCCAUCGGCCCACGGACUCUCCUCGCCAUGAAGCGGGACUCUCUGCGCCGCUGGCGGCCGAAGGAGCCCACGACGCCCGGCAGCCCCGGCGGUGUGAGGUACCCCCGCACCCUCGCGGUGUACUCGCCCAUCGCCUACAGGAGCGUCACCUCGUUCCUAGUUGAUGAAAAUAACAACGAUGUAGGGGCUUCCUGCGGGGAGUCAGAGACCGGGGAGCGGCCUGGUGAUCCGCCAGACAACACCGGGAAGAAGAGCGUAGAGAGCCGGGCAACCGAGGAAGGAAAGACCGAGACUGUUCCAGAACAGCGCAAAAAGUCAAAUACCAACAAACAGACGAAGAGUGAAAAUGUACAGCAAGCUACAACCACAGAGGGGUCAAAGGGCAAGACACGCGUGCGCUUUCAGGUGAGUUUGAUCAUGCGUAAGAGUAGAAAACUAGAAUAUUUACCCAAGUCAAAGUAGCCUACAGCUACUGUUAGUGUAAUUUUACUCAAGUUGGAGUGAAAAACCUGUACUCAGGUAGCUAACCGAUGAAUGAACUUUUGUCAGAAUUUCAUAAAUUGGAGUCCAAUGUAGACCUCAGGGUGUUGAUGUGAAGAGAGAGAUGACCCUGGGGUGUAUAACACAUAUUUUUCCAAGGUAGUUGUGGAAAUAUAACCAACCAGUUAUGGAUUUACCAUUACAUGUAGUUGCAAACUUUACUAACAGUAUCAUGCUUAUGGAAGCUUUUUUACAUUACUCUAUGCAGAUGGUUCCUCCACAAGUUUUGGGUGGCUGUUUUUUGAGGAAGUGUACAUUCAGUUAAGAAAAGCCUCUUGUGUUUUUCUAAAUAAGACUUAUCCCAGAAUAACUAACUUUAUAUUAUGGAUUUUUACCUAAUUUUUCAUAAUCAACGUGAAUUAUCUUAGAAUUACAAGAGCCUUUCCGUUGUUAAAAAUCUACAUUGUUUAUCUGAUAAUAAUCUCUGGAUUAAGAAAAAAAACUAAAGUAAAUUAAAUGUUAUCCAAGCAGGACUUUCAUUGUCCCAGGGGUGAGAUAUAUGAAUAUGUUGGCAAAGUGUUUCUAGCUGUAUUGAACUGCCCAUCAAAUGGUAAGUCAGUCUCACUGAUUGAAUUUUUUGUUUGUUUGGUCUUGCAGUAGACACAACUUUGUAAAGGGUUACAUGUUAUCAGUCUGAGUUUAAAAGGCCACUCAAAGUACCAGUGACCUGCACAAAAAAGCCCCUCAGUACAGCAUAAUUAAAUUAUUCUGAGAAAAUGUUUUAGUGGUUUUUAGCUGGUUAUGAAACAGACUGAAACUGGCUGCUGAGGCCUCUUUAUGACCUUUUUUUUAAACCAAACCAGACCAUGAGCGGCAACACUGAACAAUUUUUAUUUCUGUCUUUAAUGUCAAAGUGAACCACACAUGAAUAAUUUGGCAGCAGAAAUGAUCUUGUCCUGUUCAUGUGUGAGACCUCAUAUUAGCCAAGACAUCAGACCUUAGCUUGUCAUCAUGUCCACAGAUAAGCCAGGUUUGUGUGUGUGUCCCAGAGUUAGCCAUAUUGCUAGCCCUAGCUAACAUUUUGUUGAGUUUUUUUGUCAACUAUUAGAAUAAGAAGUUUUAUAAGUUGCCUGCAGAGAUGAUAACACACCUGAGGAGAGAUACUGAAUUUACUUGGAUAGUCCGGAUUUAGGUGAUUAAUACAUUUGAUGUGCUUUAAAGUAAUAUCCAGAAAGUGUAAUGUACCCUGAUGUCAAAAUAGCUCCCUUUUGCACAUGUAUAAAUGUAUACAGAGAAAAUAAAUAACUGUGCCACCAGGACAUAGACCAGCAUCUUGUUUUUUAAAUCUUGAUGAGGACCUUUUUUUAAGCCAAAUGAACCCCAGACCAAAUGAACUUGCAUGUAUUUGAUUAUCUGCUAUUAUGAAGGAAUAUGAGACUAAUGAGGCUUUGAUUUCCUCAUUGUUCAUCAGUUUCUGGAACAGAAGUACGGAUACUACCACUGCAGAGCGUGCAACCUGCGAUGGGAGAGUGCCUAUGUGUGGUGUGUUCAGGGCACCAACAAGGUGAGCAUUUUAACUUUAAUGUUCAGAAAUGAUGCAACCAUAAAAUGUAGUCUGACAAGAACUGCUGUAAAACUGAGGUCAUCUCUGUGAAGUGUGUUAUGGGAUUUGCACUUGGCUGACACAACAUUAUGAACACCUUAAUGCAAACCAAUGCAACCACUCGACCACAAAUUUCUACUUUCAAAAAGUUUUUGAGUUGUAUUAGAUUGUCCAAAUGUUCUUGAUGUUAUGUCUGGUAGCGGGUGUUUUGUUGCUUAAUUAGGUGACUCUAAUUGAAGGAUGUGUGUCGCAGGUUUACUUCAAACAGUACUGCAGGAAAUGUCAAAAGGAAUUCAACCCAUACCGCGUUGAGGACAUCACCUGUCAUGUAAGCCCUUGCACUGUUCUGUUUCAAACUAUCCCAUCUGUCGUGACUCAAACGAGCUUCUGUUUCUCCCACCUCAGACCUGCAACAAAGCUCGCUGCUGCUGUGCAAUAACACAACGCCAUGUUGACCCCAAACGGCCCCACAGACAGGACUUGUGCGGCAGGUGCAAAGGCAAGCGGCUCUCCUGUGACAGCACUUUCAGCUUCAAAUACAUAAUCUAA
Molecule: messenger RNA, 2911 nt
Organism: Xyrichtys novacula (pearly razorfish)
Lineage: Eukaryota; Metazoa; Chordata; Actinopteri; Labriformes; Labridae
Source: the annotation of a GenBank genome assembly